This is a messenger RNA of Hydra vulgaris (swiftwater hydra), 4178 nucleotides long. NCBI's taxonomy places the organism in Eukaryota, Metazoa, Cnidaria, Hydrozoa, Anthoathecata, Hydridae. The record is from RefSeq and is a predicted model, not a curated record.
CAGUAUUAUUUUCUCAAGUGAUGAAAAAAUCAUAAUGUAUUGCGAAUUUUUUCGAAUGAAGGAGCAAUCAAGUUGUGUCUAUAUUUUACUUGCGCUACAAAGCGUACAUCUUGAGUAUUGACAAAUUUUUUCAAUUUAUUGUGUUUAAAAAUGGCAAACGUGUUAAUGGCAAAAUCUAUCAGCGAAAAAACAUAUGUUUCAAAAGUUGCAGCAGCAAAAAUCAAAGAAAAAGUGGAACAAAUAGUAAAUUCAAGUGAAAACAACUUAUUCAAAAUUGAUCGUCUAAAACAGAUAGAGAAAGAACAAUAUAAGAACUUAAUUCACGAACUUGCUUAUAAGAAAUCUGCAGAAGAAUUAAAGGACUUAGCAAUAAUUAUGAAUGAUAUGGGGCAUUUAACUUCUUUUUUAGGAGAUUUUAGCAGCGAGCUAAAAUAUUACACCGAGGCUGCAGUAUUUCACCAAUAUGUCAUUACAAUACUAGAUGAGAAACUUAAUGAGAAAGUAAUAAGUAUUGAAGAUAAAAACAAAUUUAUAAAACAACAUCAUAUAAAUCCAUAUCAUCAGUUAGCCCAUAUACAAAAGCUGUUAUUUUUAGCGAUUGGUGGCGACCAACAAAAAAUGCAAAAUAUACAAGUGGAAGCAGAGAAUAAUAAAAAUCUAUUAUCGAUAUUUAGAGGCAAAACUACACAAGUAAUAAAAGAGUUAGAGUCUAAACGUGAACAGAUUAAUAUGAAUAAUGAAGAAGAAAAACUAAAAUAUCAAAAGCUCUAUGUAGAUGUUGUUAGAGCAUGUUAUGAAAACAUAGCUGAGGCAAUGAAAAGGUUUUUAAAAAAAUUAUUUUACGAUAGUGAACAACAAAUGGCAGUAACAAGGCCGUGUGAAUAUGCAGUAAUAGGACUUGGUUCAAUGGCACUUAAGCAAAUGACACCAUAUUCAGAUUUUGAAUUCGCUAUUUUGACAGAGAAUGAUGACUAUAAACAAAGUGACGAUCUCAAAAAAAAAGAGUAUUUUAAGAACUUAAGCCACUUAGUAAACUUCAAGAUUAUCAAUUUAGGAGAAAGCAUUAUUCCUACAAGUAAAUAUGGUUUAGAUCUUAGUCAUCUUGUAAAUGUAGCAGUUAAUUUAGAUUUAGGAGGGAAAACACCACUCGGAAGAAUAGAGGGCGAUAAAAUUUAUCAUUUAAUACAACCAAUUGAUAUGAUGCUGAGUUAUGUAUAUGAUAUAAAAAAUUGGGCAAGUCAUAUUGAUAAAAACUUGCCAUACAUAUUGCAAAAUGUAUGUUAUGUUUAUGGAGAUAAUAAACUUGUAGAAACUUAUAAAAAUAAAGUUACAGAGUUUUUGCAUAGCCGUGAAAACGAAAAAAAUAGUUUAAACUGUGAGUUAAGAGCCAUUAAAAUACUCAAUGAAGGUAUGUUAGAGAUAGAUUAUCUUCAUAAAACUCAAUAUCUAAAACCAAAAGAAACUAACUUUGAAGGUGAUAUACAUAAGUUUCAACCUAACUUUUUUGAUACAGAAGGUCAAUUAUUUGACGUAAAACAAGAAGUCUAUCGGUUACCUGAUCGCAUGAUAUAUAAUCUUGGUUUGUAUUAUGGUAUUGAAGGAGAUAGUGCAUGGGAAAUUUUAGAUAAAUUAGGUGCUAAAAAAGUUAUUAAUUCACAGGCAACACUUAAUCUAAAAUAUACUAUAUCUUUUGCUACUUCCAUCAGAUUAAAAACUUAUUCUCAUCACAAAGCACAGAAAGACGAUAUGUCAAUAUUUGUCAGACCAGCUAAAACUGAAUCUGAACUUAAAGAGAGAUCUAAACAGAUAUUUUGUUUAGCUAAAGCAGAUUUAGAAGAACACGGCGAGUUGUUUCAAUAUUUUUAUACAGCGUUGCCCUUUCAUGAAAUGAUAAAAGAUUUUUGCAACAAAUAUCAAACAUUAGACGAAACAUGCAAACAAUCUUUUUUUAAGAACAACAAUUUUUACAAAGAUGAUUGUACUACAAAAGGUUUUAUUUACUUUAGAUUAGCGCAAUAUAAGAAUGCCGAGAGCAAUUUAAAGAAAGCGUUAGAUGAUCCAUAUAGUCAAAAUAAAUGGGAAAUAUGGGAAAUCUUAGGACGUUUAUAUCUAAGUAUUGGUAAUUACGAUCAGGCUAUUAAGCAUUUUGAGAAUUGUUCUAAAAGCGUAAAAUUGGUAUACCAAGAUGAACCUCAUAUUUCUUUAUUUAGCGGAGAGUCUAUAAAUAAUUUAGGGGUGGCAUAUUAUUUUAAAAACCUUUAUAAUGAGGCAAUUGAAUGUUACAGCAAGAGUCUGAAAAUUUACAAAUUCAUAUACAAAAAUGAACCUCACCAAAGUGUUGGCUUUUGUUUAAAUAACUUAGGAGAAGCGUAUAGAAAAAAAGGUCAAUACGAUCAGGCAUUAGAAAAAUUUAAAGAAAGUUUGAAGAUUAUGAAGUUAGUUUAUCAAAAUAAACCUCACCAAGGUAUUGCUGUUUCUUUAAAUAAUGUAGGAUUAGUAUGUAAACAAAAACAAAAUUUUGAUAAAGCAAUUAAAUAUUUUGAGAAAAGUGUAAAGAUUUACAAGCUUAUUUACAAAGAUGAACCACACCCUCGUGUUGCUGAUUGUUUAAACAAUUUAGGAAUAACUUAUCGUGCCAAAGGACAAUAUGAUCAGACCAUCAAGUGUUAUGAAAAAAGUCUUAAAAUUUAUAAAUAUGUUUAUCAAAACGAAUUUCACCCAAUUGUUGCUGAUACACUAAAUAACUUAGGAGUAGUUUGUGCGGCAAAGUUGCAAUAUGAUCAGGCAGUUAAGUAUUAUGAUGAAAGCAUACAAAUUUACAAACACUUUUACCAAGAUGAACCCCGCCAAGAUGUUGCUUUAACUUUCAAAAAUAAAGCCUUAGCUUUUAGUGCUAUGGGACAAUAUGACAAGGCAAUUGAGUGUUAUCAGGAGAGUCUUAAAGUUUACAAAUUAUUUUUUCAAGAUAAACCUCACCCUAUUGUUGCUACUAUUUUAACGUCUUUAGGAAAUAUAUAUCAAAAUGAAACCAAAUAUGAGCAAGCUAUUAAGUACAACGAGGAAAGUUUAAUGAUGGAAAAAUUGAUACUUCAAGAUAAACCUGAUUUUUGUGUUGCUAAUAAAUUGCAAACUCUAGGGGUAUUGUAUAAACUUGUUGGAAAAUAUGAUUUGUCAAUUAAGUAUGGCGAGGAAAGUCUAAAAAUGAAAAAAAUUAUUUAUCAGGAUGAAAAUCAUCCUAGUUAUGCAGAUUCUUUAUCUUUACUUGGGUUAGCUUACGCUGACACAAAAGAUUUUGAUCAAGCGAUAAACUGCUUUAUGAAGAAUCUAAAUAUAAGCAAACUAAUUUACCAAAGCGAGUCUCAUCCUAAUAUUGCUGAUUCUUUAAACAAUCUUGCAUUAAUAUUUACUAAUAAAGGGGAAUAUGAUCAAGCAAUUAACUACUAUGAGCAGAAUCUAACAAUGAAUAAACUUAUCUAUCAUAGUCAACCUCACCCUAGUGUUGCAUAUGUUUAUAAAAGCCUUGGCUUACUUUAUGCUGCAACAGCACAAUAUGAUCAGGGCAUUAAAUUCUGUGAGGAGAGUCUCAAGAUUUAUAAACUAUACUAUCAAAAUGAACCUCAUUUAGAUGUUGCUUAUUCUUUGUACAACCUAGGAAUAGCUUAUUCUACUAAAGAAAAAUUUGAUCAGGCCAUUAACUGCUAUGAGCAAAGUCUACAAAUGCAAAAAAUCAUCUAUCAAAAUCAACCUGAUCCUGGUGUUGCUGAUAUUUUAGACAACCUUGGUUUAGUCUAUGCUAAUAAAAAGCAAUAUGAUAAAGCAAUUAAUUACUAUGAGCAAAGUAUAGAAAUGAAAAAACAUAUCUACAAUGAUCAACCUCAUGCAAGUGUUGCUUUAUCUUUAAACAGUCUUGGGUUGGUUUAUGAUAAUAUAGAGCAGUAUGAACAAGCAAUUAAAUAUCAUCAUCAAGCUUGGCAAAUUAUUCAAGUUUUUAAAGAUCAUCCCUAUACAGCUGAAAUAAAAAGUAGUUUUGAAAAAACAACAACGUCAUUAGCUGAAAAAUGUUCUUCAAAUCCGAAUGAGAUUAUCUUAUCACUUCUGCAUCAACAAUAAUUGAGCUAUUAUGUUACAUUUUUAACUAUGGUAUUCAAAUAAUAGUGUUAAGAGCACCACAAAAUUUA